AUGCCAACCAGAAACGCCUGGAUCAUGGAUGAAUCGACUCGCAACAGACUCUUGAAGAAGUACAAGACUCAGGUGGCUUCGGCGACCUCGACUGUCUGCGCAACUCUGGCAGUGACUCCUCUGGAAAAUGUGAAGACUCGCAUGCAAACCCACAACUUCAGGGACAUCUUCCAGUGUGCCCGGUAUCUGUGGCGGACUGAAGGACCGCGUGGUUAUGUGGCAGGUGCUCUUCCACCACUGGCUAGUGUGACUGCAGUCAGGGUAUUGAACUUCACCUCUUACAACUAUGCCAAAGAGGGGAUUGCCGACAUCGUCAAGCGCAUCACCGGCACAUAUCCCCUGAACGACAAGUCUGGCCGAGUGCCGACGGUGGCUGGCGUUCUCACCUUUACUCUUGCUGGCGCCUUUGCUGGGUUGGUGGCAGCCCCGAUUGCAUGCCCCUUUGAGCUCGCCAAGAACGUGGUCCAGACCUCUGUUCUGGUUUCCAACCGAGCUCAAGCAGCUCCGGGUGCAGCCUGCGACCCGUCCCUCCGCAGGAAGCCUCGCAUCGGCACUGUCGAGGCCAUCCAGCAGAUCAUCAAGCGGCACGGUUUCCGCGGUCUGUACACUGGCUUCCACCUGCACGCUCUGCGUGACACGGUGGGCACAGCCAUGUACUUCGGGAUCUACGAGACCGUGAAGCAGGUGGCCGCCAAGGAGAUCGGAUCAGAUCAGUCCCCUCUCGGCGCGCCCGCGAUUGCUGGGGCCAUCUGCAGCACCAUCCCCUGGUUCUGCACUUACCCCCUCGACACCCGCAAGACCCGAGCACAGAGCGUGCUGCUCGGAAAGAGCAAGGAGAUCGGCGAGGCCUCGGUGGCUGUCGCCAAGUCCAGCAUGUACAAAGGCAUCUCCAUUAUUCUGGUCCGAACCGGGGUCAACAACAUGAUCCUUCUCAGUCUUUUUGAGUACAUCAAGGCUCGGAUUGACAAACUGCCUAACUGA
Messenger RNA from Penicillium subrubescens, 981 nucleotides. Its product is annotated as putative mitochondrial carrier protein. Lineage: Eukaryota; Fungi; Ascomycota; Eurotiomycetes; Eurotiales; Aspergillaceae. Bases 1 to 981 code for a protein of 326 amino acids. Gene Ontology annotation, molecular function: transmembrane transporter activity. Gene Ontology annotation, biological process: transmembrane transport. The transcript is spliced from 6 exons. The record is from RefSeq and is a predicted model, not a curated record.